AUGGUGGGCUUCGGGGCCAACCGGAGGGGCGGCCGUCUGCCUUCUCUUGUCUUCGUGGCACUGCUGGUGGUGAUCGCAAUCCUCGCUUUCAACUGCUGGAACGCCUCGUCCCGCCAGGCCCUGCUGCAGGAGGAGGUGGCAGAGCUGCAGAGCCAGGCCAAGCGCACCGAGGUGGCCCGUGGGCGCCUGGAGAAGAGGAACUCCGACCUGAUGGGCAAGGUCGACUCCCACAAGAAGCAACUGGAGCAGAAGGAGGCCGACUACAGCCACCUCAGCAGCCAGCUGCAGGCCAGGGACGGCCAGGUGAAGAAGUGCGAGGACAGCAAGGUGAAGCUGCAGAACAACAUCUCCUAUCAAAUGGCAGACAUCCAUCGUCUGAAGGAACAACUGGCAGAGCUGCGCCAGGAGUUCAUCCGCCAGGAAGAUCAGCUUCAUGAGUACAAGAAGAACAACACUUACCUUACCAAGAGGUUGGAAUAUGACAGUCUGCAGUGUGGGCAGCAGAUCAAGGAGAUGAGACUGCAACAUGAAGAAAACAUCAAGAAAUUAAUGGACCGAGUUGUGCGGGAACAAAAGCAGGCCACACAAAAAAUUCAGUCUAGUAAAGACACUGAAGUCAGUCCCAAUAAUGAUGACCAGGCAAUAUCUAAGACUGUUCAAGAGGCAGAAGAUGAAAACACAGUGAAGAACGAGCAGCCUUCAGACCACGCUGUAAAUGGCAAAGAGAAAAUCAAACCAGGAGGAGAUGCUGGCAUGCCUGAGAUAGAAGAUAAUGAUCCUGCUAAAGCUGAAGAUACUCCCACUGCUCUGAAGAAGCCACUUAUUUCAGCUCCUAAAAGUGAGGCUCAUCAGCCUGUGAUAAACUUGCCAACUGAACAGCCCCAUGCUCCAAAUCUGGCACCAGGUCUGCACAGUGACACUGAUGGCAACGCUGACAUGGCCAAGGAGAUCCCUCCAAAUUCUUUCCAGCACUUAAAUUUUGGAGAAAACAUGGAAAACCCAAAGGAACACAGAAUUGAGACAGACCACAUAAAAAUCCCAAAGAGCAGAGUGAGUGACCUGCAGAAGAUGAAGCAAAGCCGGUUCUUUGAUGAGAACGAGUCCCCUGUGGACCCGCAGCAGGGCUCUAAGCUGGCAGAUUAUAAUGGGGAUGAUGGGAACGUGGGUGAGUACGAGGCAGACAAACAGGCUGAGCUGGCUUACAAUGAGGAAGAGGAUGGUGAUGGUGGAGAAGAAGACGUCCAAGAUGAUGAGGAAAGAGACCUGCAGAAUGACCUGGCGGAUUACGGCAAGUCACGCUUCAGCGAUGGCGUCCUGUGAGGUGGGAGUGGGCUGAGAGGAGAGCUCAGCUGAGGAACCUGAGGUGCUGCAGAGCUGAACCAUUUCUACUUCAGCAUUUCUUACUCUGAAGGAAGCUGCUGAUGAAAAGUGAUGAGGAAACUCCAAAAAUCUGUGAAGUAAGGAAGGGGAGGAGACUUUCUGUACAGAUGUACAUAGUUGUACUCUUGCAAACGGUAUGAAACCUACAGGUCUGUGCUGGCAUCCAGCCAGUCACUCAGACUGCACCUUCUGUAAUGAUCUCUCCAGUUAAACCCAGCACUAGCAACAGGGCUGAAUCGUUUCUGCCACCCAGAAAACUUUGUAAGCUGCAGAACUUGUACAGUUUGUACCUGAUGUCACAAACACCCUGUGGAAACAGACAGCCAAAGGACUCCUUUUCUAUACCACCCCAGCUGGUCCCACCAGAGCUGUGUCUCUCUGACUGCAGGUGAGCUGAGGAUGAAAACUGAGUGCUCAGAGUGUUGCUCCUUCCUUCAUUUCCCUGGAUAAAGGUCUUGGGAAGCAAGUACCAUCCUGGUUCUCAUGUACCGUGACCAAAUCUUGUAGCUAGAGCUGGAAAUCAGCAAUAAUAGAAUGAACGUUUGGUACAUUCUGAGAAGUUGUGUCACUUACAUUGAAAAGGUGACAAAAAGAAUGGGGCCCAGCUUGUAGGAGAGCUUUGUGUGGGUGUUGAAAGGUGUUAAUGAGGAACAGACAACUCUACAACAGCUUUGUGGGACCUGACUGGGAGAAACAGCCCCUCUUACCCUUGGCAGACACGCUGCAUGUGCUGCCACUGUCUCAAGAGCAUUGUCCCUCCUGUGUCACAGCCACUCCAGAUGGUUUACAAUGUUGUGCUUUGGUACAGGACUCAACAUCCUCCAUGUUUCGUGGUUUGAGUUUUUCCAUCAGGUUUUGUCACUCAGAACCUUUUGGUACCUGUCUGAGUUCCUCCAUCAGAAGGUCUGUCAGUCAGAACCUUUGGUAUCUGAGUUCCUCCAUCAGAAGGUC
This is a messenger RNA of Indicator indicator, 2331 nucleotides long. RefSeq names its product golgi membrane protein 2 (gene GOLM2). The coding region runs from base 1 to 1320 and encodes 439 amino acids. The transcript has 10 exons. The record is from RefSeq and is a predicted model, not a curated record. NCBI's taxonomy places the organism in Eukaryota, Metazoa, Chordata, Aves, Piciformes, Indicatoridae.